Molecule: messenger RNA, 1227 nt
Organism: Plectropomus leopardus (leopard coralgrouper)
Lineage: Eukaryota; Metazoa; Chordata; Actinopteri; Perciformes; Serranidae
Product: complement factor H-related protein 2
Source: RefSeq, a predicted model, not a curated record
UCCUGUCUUUAUUGCAAAGGUGUGCAUUUCUACUGUGCAGAAAGACAUUGAUCUGAAUAACUGUUGGAGAGAGAUUAACUCAGCCACACAGAGAGUAAUUGCUGGAUUCUCACGAUGAGACUCUUUCACCUUCUUUGGCUUUCUAUCCUGUGGCUGAAUAUGGAUAAAUCUUUACAACAGAAUGCAUGUCCAAACCCUGAAAUUCAACACGGAUUUGCAGUUGGCCCAUACAAUGACACACUGUACUACACCUGCGAUGAAGGUUUCAAACUUCUCAACAAAGGCUGGUGGGCUGAGGCUAAAUGCCAUGAUGGCGUGUGGCAUGGGCUUGACAAAUGCAUCGCUAAAUCCAUUGAAUCCAAUUGGUGCAAUCCUCCACUAAAAAUUGACAAUGCAGUUGUUAUAGCUCCAUAUCAGAGUGAAUACUUGCCUGACUCUGCAGUGACUUAUCAGUGCCGUGAUGAAUAUACUAUAAAGGGAGAAGACACAAUUCGAUGCAUUGGUGGAAAAUGGGAGGAGAAGAACAUUGUGUGCACAUCUGAUUUGAGCUGUGGGAUUCCACCACCACUUGAAAAUGGAGACAUCAAGACGACUGUUCAAUUGGAGUACAGGCAUAAUGACUUUAUUGAAUACGUGUGUCAGCCUUACUACACUAUUGAGACUCAGACUUACAAAAUCUGCAAAAAUGGUGAAUGGAUUGGGCAGAUAAGAUGCCGCAAACCCUGCACUGUGGAUAGAGAAGCCAUGAACGCACAUAAUAUUGAAUUCAGAUAUAAACGUGAUGAUAAAGCUGUAUUCAUCCCACAAUGAUAUGAUCGAGUUCAGGUGUAAAGGACGAAGAAGACACAUCGGAACAGUGGACAUGCGUCAGAGGUGUGUUGAUGGUGAGAUGCAGCUGCCCACUUGCCAGUAAAGCUUUUAUAACUAGAUAGGAUUAUCAUGACCUGGAUGGACAAACGUACAUGUAAAUGAUAAAUCACACCACAAAUUCACAUAAUAUUGAGUUCAGAUAUAAACGUGAUGAUAAACUGUAUUUAACCCACAAUGAUGUAAUCGAGUUCAAGUGUAAAGGACAAAGAAGACAUGUUGGUACAAUGAGCAUGCGUCAGAGGUGUGUUGAUGGUGUGUUGAGCCUGCCUACUUGCCAGUAAAGCUUUUCAGUCAACUGGAUGUGAUAAACAUGAGAUGGUUGAAUAAAAAUAAUAAAAGUAAGUGAACCAAAGUGAA